Messenger RNA from Limanda limanda (common dab), 822 nucleotides. RefSeq names its product H6 family homeobox 2 (gene hmx2). The transcript has 2 exons. The record is from RefSeq and is a predicted model, not a curated record. Gene Ontology annotation, cellular component: nucleus. The coding region runs from base 1 to 822 and encodes 273 amino acids. NCBI's taxonomy places the organism in Eukaryota, Metazoa, Chordata, Actinopteri, Pleuronectiformes, Pleuronectidae. Gene Ontology annotation, molecular function: DNA-binding transcription factor activity, RNA polymerase II-specific; RNA polymerase II transcription regulatory region sequence-specific DNA binding. Gene Ontology annotation, biological process: regulation of transcription by RNA polymerase II.
AUGAGCAACGCAGAAGACAGCGGGAGCAAGUGCUCGUCGGGCCCGAUCUCCAGCUUCACCAUCCAGUCCAUCCUGGGCACUGCGUCCGAUGCUCCGCGCUCCGGGACCAAGGCUCUCUCCAAGGGUCCUAACCCUCCGCCUCCAACUCCUCUGCCCCUGCAGCGGAGGAGCUCUCUGUCCGUGUCCUCCGAGGAGGAGUGCAGCGGCGCGGAGGACUCGGCGGACUGCUUCUGCUCCGACACCGGGCACAGCGAGCCCUGCAGCCGGCCGCACAGCUUCUCAUGUUUAGGUUCCGCUAAAGGACUCCUGGCCCGGCGGCCGCACCUCGCGCACCAGCCUCUGCUGAAGGACUAUAAGGAGGAGCAGGAGCGGCCGUGCCACCAGAUGUCCCCGCUGUCCGAGGAGAGACACUCGGACGGCGGGGACAAGCAGGGCAACUCGUCCAAGAAGAAGACGCGCACGGUGUUCUCCCGCAGCCAGGUGUACCAGCUGGAGUCCACCUUCGACCUGAAGCGCUACCUGAGCAGCUCGGAGCGGGCCUGCCUGGCCUCCAGCCUGCAGCUCACCGAGACUCAGGUCAAGACGUGGUUUCAGAACCGGAGGAACAAAUGGAAACGGCAGCUCUCCGCCGAGCUGGAGGCGGCCAACAUGGCCCACGCCUCCGCACAGACACUGGUGGGGAUGCCGCUGGUUUUCAGGGAUAACUCCUUGCUGCGCGUUCCCGUCCCGCGGUCCAUCGCCUUCCCGACGCCCCUGUACUACCCGGGGAGCAGCCUGUCCGCGUUACCUUUAUACAACCUGUACAACAAGAUCGAGUAUUGA